GCAACACUGAGUAACCAAACAGGGAUUCAUUUAAUACACUUGUGCUCUCGUGCACUGCCACUUGGUGAAUUGCUUCAUAACCAUUUUGAAGACUUUGCAGGGCUUCAACAUAAAGAGUGUUGCCUCGCAUGGCAUGAAACUCAAUGUUUGGGACAUUGGAGGACAGAGGAAGAUCAGGCCCUUCUGGAAAAAGUAUCUGGAAAACACAGACUUGUUGAUUUAUGUUAUUGACAGCGCAGACAAGAAGCGGUUUGAGGAGACGGGACUGGAGCUGUCCGAGCUGAUUGACGAGGAGAAUUUAAAGGGCGUUCCAGUGCUCAUCUUUGCCAAUAAGCAGGAUCUGGCCACAGCGUCACCGGCAAGUGAAAUCGCUGAGGGACUCAACCUGCACACGUACCGGGACCGUGAGUGGCAGAUCCAGGCCUGCUCAGCUGUGUCUGGGGAGGGAAUUCAGGAUGGCAUGAACUGGAUUUGCAACAGCAUUGUGAAUAAGAAGAAGAAAAAGAACAAGUGAACCCGCGUCCCAGACAACACUGACCAGAGAGUAAACCAGAGAACCAGCAUCACAUAAGGGAUGAAAGACAACGUGUCACUUCAUUUAUAAUCAACACACCUCACCUAUGACAGAUCCUGUUCCCUUCACAGAUUUGAACCCUAAUUUUGUUUUUACAAUUUGUGUCAUUUUUAUGAAUAUUUUGCAAUUUCGAAGACAUCUUUUAGGCACUUAUCAAUCAAAAUUAAUGUGUUUGUCCCCUUACCCCGAGGAUCCUUGUCUGAUGAAUCUGUGUGUAGCCAUGUAGAACUGUUGGUGUUUGUCAGUUACA
This is a messenger RNA of Cyclopterus lumpus (lumpfish), 824 nucleotides long. Its product is annotated as ADP-ribosylation factor-like protein 3. The transcript is spliced from 5 exons. Gene Ontology annotation, biological process: cilium assembly. The record is from RefSeq and is a predicted model, not a curated record. NCBI's taxonomy places the organism in Eukaryota, Metazoa, Chordata, Actinopteri, Perciformes, Cyclopteridae. The coding region runs from base 134 to 514 and encodes 126 amino acids. Gene Ontology annotation, cellular component: cytoplasm; microtubule cytoskeleton. Gene Ontology annotation, molecular function: GTPase activity; GTP binding.